Molecule: messenger RNA, 275 nt
Organism: Ctenocephalides felis (cat flea)
Lineage: Eukaryota; Metazoa; Arthropoda; Insecta; Siphonaptera; Pulicidae
Product: glutaryl-CoA dehydrogenase, mitochondrial-like
Exons: 2
Coding region: 8-220 (70 amino acids)
Biological process (GO): fatty-acyl-CoA biosynthetic process; fatty acid beta-oxidation using acyl-CoA dehydrogenase
Cellular component (GO): mitochondrial inner membrane
Molecular function (GO): fatty-acyl-CoA binding; glutaryl-CoA dehydrogenase activity; flavin adenine dinucleotide binding
Source: RefSeq, a predicted model, not a curated record
CCCCGAAAUGAUUUCACUGAUCAAACGUAACAAUUCCGGCAAGGCCCUGGAGAUAGCUCGCGUUGCACGCGACAUGCUCGGGGCGAACGGCAUCGCCGACGAAUAUCACGUUAUCAGGCAUUGCAUGAAUCUCGAAGCGGUCAACACAUACGAAGGUACACAUGAUAUCCACGCACUUAUUCUAGGAAGAGCUAUCACAGGCAUUGCUGCAUUUUCAUAACUGAGAAAUUCGCAAAUAAAUCAAUCAAUAUAAUUGAUACAUAAAUUAAUUGAGG